This is a messenger RNA of Zootoca vivipara (common lizard), 7733 nucleotides long. RefSeq names its product ras-related and estrogen-regulated growth inhibitor-like. Gene Ontology annotation, molecular function: GTP binding; GTPase activity. The record is from RefSeq and is a predicted model, not a curated record. NCBI's taxonomy places the organism in Eukaryota, Metazoa, Chordata, Lepidosauria, Squamata, Lacertidae.
CGUUUCCUCCUGCCCGGGGCGGGAGUGCCGCCAGGGCCUCUGGGGCGCUCUGAGGCUUGUGGCUUGUCUGAGGGUUCAACACCGUGGGACCGCGGGGACUCUCCCCCCCCCCGUCUUCCUCUCUCGCACUUGGCGCUUGUGCGAUCCCGGGAGGAGCGAGCGGCAGCGCACCCCAGCCCCCUCCUGGGCGGAGCUCGCCGCUGCGCUCUUCCGAGAGCAGCCGGCGGGACUGCUGCGCGCUCGCCCGGGCAGUGGCGCGGCGGAGCUGGAGCCGACGAGGCGCACGGAGAUCGCGGCGGCUGGUCUGCGGAGAUCGCGCCUGCUUCGCCAUGAGCUUCCCUCGGCCCUUGCGCCGAUCCGUCAGCCUGAGCUCUGCGCGGACCCUAAGGCUCGUGGUGCUGGGACAGGGCGCCGUGGGCAAAACAGCUUUGACAGUGAGAUUCAUCACUAAGCGAUUUAUUGGUGAUUAUGACCCUACUCUAGAGAUGAUUUAUAGGCACACAGCUGUCAUCGAUGGAGAGAUGGUGCAUUUUGAAAUUCUUGAUACAGCAGGACAGGAGGAGGACUCUCUACAAAUUGAAGAGAAGAUAAAGUGGGGAGAUGGCUUUGCUGUGGUUUACUCUGUCACCGACAGGUGCAGCUUUGACGAAGUCAUGAGGCUCUGCUUCCUCAUCAACCACAUCCAUUCCAGCCCAAAGCGGAGCAGUGCGAGUGGAGAGCCGCCCGUUGUGAUUGUCGGGAACAAGAAGGACCUGCAGUUUGAUCGUAUGGUGUCCUCUGAGGAUGGGGAGAACCUCUCCAAGGCCCUGAAGCAUCCUUUCUACGAGAUCUCUACCAGGGACAGCUAUGAGGAGACGGUGGUGGUUUUCAACACUUUAUACAAUGAGCUGAUGAAGCAAGGUCAUUUUUCCCCAGGGCCUUUCAAGAGGCGAGCAGUGUCUAAACUAAUGGAAAAGAUCCCAAAGAUUCACGCCAACUCAACUCUGGCCUCGGGUAGCAGGAGUCUGAGCUUCAAUUCCUUCAGGGACUACAUCCCGGAAUGAACUUCUGCACAGGCCAUUGUGAAAUGAUGGGCAAUUUACGCAGGGACCAGCUGGAGUUGGCAAGGGAGAGUGUGCAGACCUGGUGAAAUGGCAAGUCCAGAGACCUGUGCAUUGCUAGGAAAGGUGUUGUUUUCCCCUAACUACCUUUAAAGGAAGGAAGGCACCGGGUGACCCUAGACCAGCUUUGUGGUACAGCAGUACAUAAGACCAACUCGCCUUGGUCAGACCAAAGGUCCGCCUAGUCCAGUAUCCUGCUCUGAACAGGAGCCAGACAGAUGCUUCUGGAAGCUCACUAGCAGGAUAUGAAGGCAAUAAUCUGCCCCCUCCCCCGUUUCCAGCCCUGGCAAUUGGUAUACAGAAGUAUACUAUCUCGAUAGCUGGAAGUUCCAUUUAGCCAUUAUGACCAAUAGCCAUUGAUAGACCUACCCCCUGUGAAUUUGUCACCUCCUUUUUUAAAGCCUUCUUUACUGGUUGCCAUCACCACAUCUUGUAGCAGCAAGGCUAAGGCUAAGGCUGUUAAGGCAGCAAGGCUAAGGCUAAGGCUGUUAAGGCAGCUAAGGCUGUUGUGCCGCCUUUUCUUCUUGUAGAGAUUAGUCUUCUAAAUCCUGGGUGGAAGGGCAACUGAGAACGUUCCUUUGGUUGCAUGGUCUGAUUAUUAUUCUUUUUGGGCACCCAAGAAAGCAAGUAAUGCCCUUACCAAGACUGGACUCUUGAUGUGGAGCUCUGCACCAGCGCAGUCUUGUUGAGUUAGUCUUGUUGGAAGGAGGGGUGGUGGGAUCUACAACAAGUUUUACAAAAGGCUGAUUAAGAUGUGUUCUCAUCUUCCCGGUUCUUGCUAGUACGUUAUUGCUCCCUCCUGUCCAUCAGCAUAAUGGUUUAGGCAUCUGACCUUUUCCGUAAUGGACCAAGGCCAGUGGCCCCGCCAGUUUUCACCAGUCAGGAUCAAUAGAAGAACAUGUUGGAAGUGGCUGAUUAAAGAUCUGAUUAGUAGGGAGUUCUUGAGCAGCAGUGCCAUGUGACUUCAUGGCAGGAAGCACUGAGGUCAGAGAAUAGGGAAGUUCAUGGAAUCGUGGUGCUUCAGGCUGCAAAACAGUGCACACUUUUCUAGAAGUGAGGCCCACUGAGGACUGUGGGACUUACUUUUGAGUAAACGUGCAUAGGAUUACACUGUUAGUGACCAGAAGCCCAUCAAGUGUGCCAUAAGACAGCUUCCACCACCAAUCUUCCUGUGUAGUUAGUACCAUCAGUAUUCAGAUAACUGACUUUUUAUUGGUGUGUCCUAGCAGGGAGCACUUUCAAGUCUCUCCUCAUUCCCGGCAGAUUUUUUUCCCUUGAAGUAGGAACGUAAGAUGCUACUUUAGAGCAAUGGUCGAACCAGCCAAGUACUAUUUGUCUUAACUGGCAGCCAACUCUUCAGUAUCUCAGCUUUCUCCAUUGUGUUCAUUUCCUGCUCUUUAUUUAACUGGAGAAACCAGGGAUCGAACCUGGAACCUUCUGCUUGCAAAGCAUAUGUUGUAUCAUUGAGCUAUGACCCUGACCCAAUUUAGUUAUUUCUUCCUCUUUUAAGACUGCAUCCAUUGUCAUGCUAAUAUACUUGCUGUACUGGAAGGAAAGAUGACCAACUUGUUCCACAAAGGCUUCUGUUCUACCGUUCAACACUGGAAAAUAGUGGGCAACUCAAAGAAGCGCUGUGCAUUGCGAACCUAGAUAUUUUAGAUGCAGCUCGAGGGGUUCUCCAUAUAUCUGAAAGUAAUAAACAUAUCUGCCUGUUCUUGAUCAAAACCCCAGGGCCAUCUUUUGCUUAUUUCUGACAACAAUAGGAACUGCCUUCACCCAACAAGUCUGGGAACAUAGCUCCCUCUUGAAACCCAUUUGACUCUCAGAUCCAAACUAAGCAUUUUUAAAAUCAGCUUGUGUGGCUUUAUAAUUACAUUCUGUAUUGUAAAAUGAUAUGAUACUCUGAUGUUGACUAAUAGCUGUGUACAAGCAGGAAAUGGAAUCAGAGUAUAUGAGGUGGGCGUGGUGAGAGGAGUACAAAUACAAUGAAGCCAGAACUGAAGCCGCUAGAAGUUGUGGACUACAACUCCCAACAGCCCUAUAGCCAGAGCUUGAAAGUUGUAGUCCAGAACAUCAGAAGGGCACCAAUUGGGCCAUCCCUGCCCUAGGCCUUUUGCAGUGGUACAAAUAUUCCUGUGUUUUAUUUCAAAAGUGGACACUGCCACCGUGAAUCCACUUAAAAUGGAGCAGAACUUCAUUUCUAUCCAAGGUUACUAAAAUAAACACUUUCUUAGAUUUGUGGCAUUGUCAGCUAAAUAGCUGCCACCUGGGUUAGGAGCUUGACUCUCCCUCUCCCUGCAGUUUCUACAUCCUAAAUCAACACUGUUCCAUAGGGUACCCUGCAGUGAUCUCAAGAGAAUGAGUAAGUGUGAAAUAAAAAUCUCUUCAAAGCCCCAAUCAUAAAUCCAGGGAUAUGUUCAAAGCAAAGGCUUAAAAUUUUCUCAGGGUGCUUGACUUUUAAAAGGAGCCAGGACUAAAAAUUUCCUUUUCCUCUUUUAAGUAGCCUAGCUAUUGUUGGAUUGACUGCUAAAGUGGUUUGCUUUUACAGUCAAAUGCUAUUCUGGUUUGUCUCAUUGGGUGAGGGGGCGUAAUUAUACCUAUCUCAACUGAAAUUUCUAAGAAGCAAAUUCUAAAUUAGAGUCUAUGUCUGUUUCCACAGGUGAAGGCUGUUAGCUGGAAGAUUUUUUUAUUUGCUAGCCAUAGAGAAUAUUGAAAAAAGAUUUUAAUUUAAAGGCUGAUUGUUUGCAUGCGUCUUCAGUAAAUUUUCCUGUUGAAGAGGUCAGGAAAGCUCAUCUUCAUGAGAGCAGCUUUAUGUAUCUGCAAUGUUUUAGACAACUGUAUUCCAGCAGCUGGAAAGUGCAUAGCAUCCUUUCUGAUGCCUUCUGUUAUUAAUGGAUUCUGUUCAACCUGUCAUGGGAACUGUAAAAUGUACUUGCAGUGGUAACUGUAUAUAGAUUGGAUUUCCUAGGAAAGGGGGUGAUGAUUCACAUACAUUGUUAUAAAAAUUAAACUCGUCCAGCUCUUUACAGCCACUUACACCACCUUCAUCCAUGUUUUCAACCUCUCACAGCCACAAAAAUCUCACAUCCCCACCUUGUCACUGAAAAUGGUGGCUACUGUAGUUUUUACAAAAUACACAGUAUUUCUCAUGCUGCAACUUGAUUGGCAGUACAUAGUUACUUGCCUAGCUGCCCUUUGCGACAGUCAAUAAAAUUACACACACCCCAAAAAAGCAGUUUAUGUGCUUCUUCAUCGAACGGAGACUUUAAUUUGCCAAAAUUAAAUUUCACCCCCUAAAAUGGCAUGUCGUACUAGAACAUAAAAAGCCCUUUUCCUUUCCCACUGAGGAAUCCAUAUGUGUGCUUCCUGUUCUGUUAAGCAACUUUCCACCAGCCAUGAAGGUACUGCAAGGAAUUGCUGCUUGUUUUAUAUACACGCUCAUUCACAUAAGAGAACUGAAACAAUCCUUAAUCCUGCCUAAAUGAGUGCCCCCUCCCCCAAAGUACAGACCUUGUACAAUUGUUUGUUCCACAGUUUGGGGUUCCUUGGGCAAGAUAUUUAUGGUAGGGGACACACACACACACCAUUGUUGCUUCCUGUUCACUUUCCAAUAGGGCUGGAGGUUGGCAAGCAAAGGAACUGGAUGGGUGAAUGAGGAGGAAUAGUAUUCAUUGCCACUUCUGGGAGAGGGCAGUUAGUGAGUGGUAAUACCUGCUGCUGUUCCUUGCUUCAAUGUCAGUUGCCCAACUGGAUGGGUGAGUGAGCAAACUGAUAGCAGCGAGGUACAGCCACAGGGGACUUGGGGGAGUCCCUUGUAAGACCCUGGGACCCUCAGCAUCUGCCUGAGAAUACUGGGCAAUGGAUGGAAAUCUCUCUCAAAAUGUAAAUGCCAUUAUUUUUAAAUACUUCAUAAUGUGUUUUACAUGUAUAUACUUUUUUUCUUGUAACUUCCAUUGCGUUUGCGUUAAGGGUUUGCUGAGGGUGAAGAAAAACUGCCAUCUUCAGCAACUGUUUGUAUAUGGAGUGGUGGUGAUUAUUCUGUGAAUUAAAAAAAUAAUAAUUCUCAGGUUUGUUUCUUCAAGCCAUUUCAUUUUAGACGUUCAGAUGUAACCAGUGUUCAGUGGCAAUUGAGAAUUCACAUGUAAAGAAAAGGGGAGGAAUUCAAGGUUGUGUUAAGGUGAUUGUUCAAUCGGGAAUGCAUUUCAGCUUGCCCAAUGGAAUGAUGCCCCCCUCUCCUCCCCCUGUAUUUCUCCUGAUCCCCACAGAACCAAUUUUCGGGGGGGGGGGAGAGGAAGCCCUGUUACUCCAGUGGAAGGCUGUGUCCGUGCAUAGAUUUCUCUUAGUGGAGAGUCCAAUAUUUUUCCGUCUCAUGCAACUUACCAUAGUAGAGAUGACGAAGUUAGGCAUGUUUUCUUCCAGAGGCAGUCAGCUGUUUUAUUUAUUUACUUGCAAAACUAUCUAUAGCACUGACAUAAAGUAAGAAAAUAUGGCAGUGCGCAACGUAAGACCAACAAUAAAUCUGCAUUCAUUAAACAAGUAUAAAAACAGGUUGCAGCUAGAUGAGGAGCCAUCCCAGGUCACAACUGAUGCACUGAGAAGUGUUGGGGGGUACAUCCUGUGCAGCUACCAUGUUCUUAAAAGGGGGAAAUUCUCUUCAAAUUGGUGGUUUGUGUUUGCUCUUUGUGUGGGAGAGGAAUGAUUCCAAACAUCUAUGGCAAUUCACAGUCACAUGCAAGAGCGGGGGGAAGGGGAUCAGAUGUGGCUAGUGAACAAAAGUUGGUUUCAGCUUCAGUUAAAGACCAGCUUCUGUCACCAACAGUAGGAUAACCCCUUUAUUACCCCCACUGCUGUGGAACCAUGUGAUACAACCCCUGCAGCUCCCAUUGCUGCCACUGUUUGUCUCUCCAAUGGAGGAGGGUGUGAAGCCACAUCACAGAUGGUUUUCAGCAGUGGUCAACUGUGAGGUCCACACUUGCCUUGAGCUGCCCUGUGAGGAUGUUGAAAGGAGACAGAUUGCCAGUCCAGCUGCAGAAUGGCUCCUUUUAGUCUUCUAUCACUUAAUCUUUCUGAAAUCAGCCUUAGCUUCAAGAGGGAUAGAAAUUGGAUAGCACAAAGUUUUUCCAUUGUUGCCCAUAGCAGCAGCCCUACAUUUAUAUACAUAUCUCAGGAAACAAUGACAUUGCUUUUCAAACUUUUCAAGGACAGGAACAUGCUCCUGGGAGUGUGUGUGUGUGUGUGUGUGUGUUCGUGUUCGUGUUCCUCUUCUAGUCUGAAGAAAGGCAUCAGGACAGCAAAGCCACAGAUUUUACUCCAACCAAAACCUCCCAUUCCCACAUAAUUGUGCUGGAUCUCCCCUGGCAGCACUUCUUAUGGCCAUUCACAGCCCUGAUAGAUUGACAUAGAUGAUGGGCAUUACCAUUCAAAUACUGUGUGUAUGCUGCAUCUUGUGAUCAAUUAUGUGUGGUGGGGCUUACCUGCCCCUCCAAUAUUUUAUUAAAGUUGGCACCCCUGCUUCCAUGGAAGUUGAUCUCCCCCACCUCUACCUACCUAUACACAGGCUCGCACGCAUGCACAUACAUACAUACAUACAUACAUACAUACAUACAUACAUACAUACAUGAACACCACCACUAAUACCACCCUUUUGCCUGGUAGCAGUCCUGUAACUCGGAUCUUGUUUGCACAUCACAAUACAGUGGUACCUCGGUUUAAGUACACAAUUGGUUCCGGAAGUCUGUACUUAACCUGAAGCGAACUUUCCCAUUGAAAGUAAUGGAAAUUGGAUUAAUCCAUUCCAGAUGGUCCACGGAAUACUUAAACUGAAGCAUACUUAACCUGGAGCGAACUUUCCCAUUGAAAGUAAUGGAAAGUGGAUUAAUCCGUUCCAGACGGGUCUGCGGAGUACUUAAACUGAAAGUACUCAAACUGAAGCGUACUUAAACCGAGGUAUAACUGUAAUCCACAUUUGGGUUUACUGGGAUUGUGUUAAAUAAAAAAAUUCCUUCAGUAGCACCUUAAAGACCAACUAAGUUUUUAUUUUGGUAUGAGCUUUCGUGUGCAUGCACACUUCUUCAGAUAUUGUGUGAAUUUCUUCUCAGAGAGGCACUCACAGCUUGCUUUGCUGCUCUGGGCUUGGUUACAGUUUGUGAUCAGUGAGGUAGAGAGAACUCUGAGCCCAGGUUCAGACAACACACUAAGACAAACUUUGGCUUAGCUCUUCAUGGUGUAGGAGAAAAAAAGACAGGGAUGAGUUAAGCAGCUGUGGGCUCCUCUUCAGGUGCCUGCACAUUCCCUGUGUCCUGGAAAGCCAUGCCAUGGUUUGGCUUACGAUGCCUUCCAACCAGGCCUAUUUGGAAUUGUCACUUUUUGUCUUUCUGUCAUUGUCUUUUGUGGCCUCUCUUUUUCAGCUGUAUUCUGCAUGUGUAUAUAUUUUCAAGUAAAAGGCCUUUUAAUCAAAAGCCCACUUCAACCUCCUCCUUCCAAAUGUCAGAAGAUUAUUUGUCCUGUUCUUAUAAAGAAGGUAUGACUCGAGCAAACUCGUGGUAUUCGAAGUGUUAAUCUGCAUUUGCUAAACAGUCAUUUCCUCACAGUGGUGUCACAGGGGCACUGCGCCCCAGGUGCCAUGUGUGUGUG